Messenger RNA from Lymnaea stagnalis (great pond snail), 2331 nucleotides. The record is from the annotation of a GenBank genome assembly. NCBI's taxonomy places the organism in Eukaryota, Metazoa, Mollusca, Gastropoda, Lymnaeidae.
ACAAUGGCGUCGUAAAUGACAAAAGACUCAUGAACUGUAGGCUACUUUUUUUUUUUUUUAUGUUGUUCAAUUUUGUUAAAUGGUUAUUGUACAUGAACAAAAAGACGGUAAUGAUUGACAUAUUGUUGCUUUGUGCGUCACAAUGAACUACCUAGAUGCGUCAACAGUAAUAUUUAGUCUAGUUGCCCUCGCAAUAACUUCACUCGAACACAGUUAACACACCCUUUUUCUGCUACCAGGCGUGUGAGAUGUAGUUUUGUUACAUUAUUAUUUUGUUCGCCAGAACCGCAGCAAUUGUGAAAACGGAGAAAACUAGAGAAGGUUUUUAAAAUAAAAUACAUUAUCCAACUGUUCUGCACCGGGAAGUUGGAUUUGGACAUAUAUUUUAAUAUCUAGUUUAGUUAGUCGCAUUUGAAAUAUUGAAAUAUAUAUUUUUAGAACCCACAAAACAGCUCUAUCCCUUAAACUCAAACAAUAUAUCCCCUCAACGACUUGCUGUAGUUAUUGAGUGUCAAAAUGAUUGCAAAUAAAAUACAUUUUGAAAUCAAAGCCUGUAAGUCCUUUAAAGAAGCACUGAGUAAAAAGUACAUCCUUGACAUCUUUUUGUCAAAUAUUAAAUUCAAAAUCACUUUUCAAAAAUCAAGUAGCUUGUGUAAAAGCUAUGUUUUAAUAUAACUAAGUACCUUACCUGUCUUACUCACUGUCUACUAUUUUAAGUAUUUUGCCCUUUUAACUUUUAAAAACUUUUUUAGGACUAGGCCAAAUUAUUUUUGUCCGCAAGUUUUAUUAAGAAUUUUAUUUAUGUUAGGCCUAUAUAAAAAAUAUAAUAUUAUUAAUAUAGUAGGCUAAGUAGGCCUUAUACUAUAUCUACUAGGCCUAUAAUUUAUACAAUAAUAUAAUAUAAAUUAAAUUCAUUAUUAUUCUUAACUUAUAGUUAUAGUUAGUAUAUAAUAGUAUAGGCCUAGUGGCAAGUGAAAGUGGCCUAGUAAGUUUACUAGGUUGGGUUGAAAAAUAUAAUAUUGUUUUAAUGCUUUUACUUUUGGCAUAUCAGAAGUAAUAUGAUGUUUAAAAAAAUACAACUAUAACUAAAAUAUAUUAUAGUUUAUCGGCAUAGGGUAGGGCUUAGGCUAUCUUAAAAUGGUAUUAUAGAUAUCUAAUCUUUCUCUCCUAAGCUAAACGGAAGUAAAAUCUUAAUUUAAUAGUAAAUGCCAGGCACAGAAUCAACACUUAUAAUUGUAAAAUUUUAAAGUGAUCUAUGUCAAUUUUAUUCAAAUUUAUUGCCUUUAAGUAUCAUGUAUGCAUCAAAAAGUGCAAUCAACAGUUGUUUCAGUUUACCAAACUCAAACAAAUCAUAAAAAAAGCAAAUGAAACUGACAAUUUGUUUUUUUCUGAUUAGUCUGUAGCCAGCUAAGAUAACUCAUUUGAAAGAACUUUUAAAAUAGAGUAGCUCUUGAGGGAGAGGCGGCUGGUCUGCACCUUUCAGCUAUUGGUCAUAUUAAUUAAAGUAUAGUCUACCAGUCUGUCUAUAAAGACUAUUUAGAUGUUUAUUUUGUAACUGCAAGUUGUUCAUAUCAAUAAAUACAGCAGUAUUGUUACAAAAAUAUGAUUAAUUGAAAAAAAAAUUAUAAUGAAAUGUAGGCUAUAUAAUAUUUUGCAAUUUAUAUUAUUUAAAUAUUUUAUGUAGAUCAAGAUUUUAGUAACACCUUAAGGUAACUUCUUUUAGUUGUCCUCAUUUUUAAUUUUAUGAAUUUUAAAUUAUUUGCUUGUCAUCACUGAACCAUUAUUAACCGUUUUAAAUAAUUUAUUUUAUUCCAAAAGCUGGCAUGGCUGUAUUAAUGUACUCCCUUACUGAAGUCCUGGUUGCAAUAGGUAACAGCUAUUGGCGAUGUGUUGCCUGUCAGAUGCACUUUUCCAGACAAGCAAGUAUUGAUGAACAUGUGAUGCUCAAACAUAGAGAGAGCAGUCCACAUUUCAACUCUGGCACAGAAAUUGUUAACAAUGAUUGUUCAAAUUCAUCACGAUUGUCUAUACCACGAUCAAAUUGCCAUAAAAAAUUUGUAUCUGAUGGCCAGGUCAAUCAUACAGUUAAUUUUAGUUCUUGUUCUGAGCCUCAAAUUGUAAAAAUUGACUUGGAAAGUUGUUCUAAUGUUCCACAUGGUCUUGAUUCCCAAAGAAGGCACAGUAAAGAUACAAAAAAGACUAUAUUCACUCAUUUCCCUGAACAUAACACUGUGAACAACAAUGAGAAUGUACCAAAUAAUAAUGGUCCAAUUUCGCAUAAUGCUGUUCAAAUUGAUCAAGACUCCUCCUUUGAAUUACAAAAAGAUUCAG